GCUGAACGCGAACUUUGUCUCAUUCGUUGAACGAUCGUUCGCAAGUGAUCCUCGUUCAAGUUCUGUAUACGAUUGCAGCUUCAUACGAUGAAUUCCUUUCUCGUGUACCUGGUCUUUCUAGCCGUGACGCUACGAACAGCUACUUUGCAGGAUCGGCCAGCUAUUACUUACAUUUCGCCGAAACAAAUUAAAGCGGUCGGAGACGCUGUGAGCCUGUCAUGUGUCGCUGAUAAUGCUGUGGAUAUUCCUGUUCUCUGGACAAAGGUUGCAGAACAUACCCUAUAUAUAUCAAGCGGAAGUGCACUUGUUGUUCCUGACAACCGUUAUUCAGUGGCUACACACCGUAACGCAACAUCUUUGGAGUUUACAUUGACGAUCUCUAAUCUUCAAUUAAUAGACGCCGGACUCUAUAAAUGUGUAUUAUCCAUCGGCCCUGAGAACCGACCUUCUGCCGAUGUGGAAUUAAAUGUUCGCCAACCAUCGCAGUGAUGAUCUCUUGAAAUUUCGGAAGAUAUAAAAUAAGCAAAAAUCAUCCACCUUUCAAACUAUUUAGUAAGUUAUUGGCUUAUAGCUAAUAUCUAUUUGUUUUCUCAGAAAUCUUAUCGGGCCUCUUAUCUGGAUGGAUAAAUUGUGUGUAGAAGGAAUUGAACUUUGACUUUGAACAAACAAUGUAUUUAUAAUUUCAUGUACAUGAAAGUGCUUAUUUGCAGUGUACCGUAAAUUUAUAUGUAUUCUCUGCACGUAAUAUGAUAAUUCCUAGAAAUUGGCCUAAAUAAAUGGAAUCAAAUGAUAGGAAUA
Messenger RNA from Neodiprion fabricii, 798 nucleotides. Its product is annotated as lachesin-like. The transcript is spliced from 3 exons. Gene Ontology annotation, biological process: cell surface receptor signaling pathway; negative regulation of T cell proliferation; cellular response to lipopolysaccharide. The record is from RefSeq and is a predicted model, not a curated record. NCBI's taxonomy places the organism in Eukaryota, Metazoa, Arthropoda, Insecta, Hymenoptera, Diprionidae. The coding region runs from base 88 to 489 and encodes 133 amino acids. Gene Ontology annotation, cellular component: external side of plasma membrane.